Molecule: messenger RNA, 838 nt
Organism: Paramecium pentaurelia
Lineage: Eukaryota; Ciliophora; Oligohymenophorea; Peniculida; Parameciidae
Source: the annotation of a GenBank genome assembly
UAUGUCAAACAAUAGAAGUAUUGUAUAGUAAAAUAUAUUAGAUUAUUCACCAUCAAGAGAAAGAGUAGCAAAAAUAAGUUCUUAAUUAAGUUAAAUGGAUUUAACAAUAGAAGGAGAGAGAGUAAUAUAUAAUUAUUAAUAUUUAGACUAAAAGAAUUGAAGAAUCAGAAACAAGAUUAGAUUAAUUGGAAUCAGGUUUGAAUGAAUUAAAUGAAUAAUUAAGUUAAAGAGUAGUUUUGAUUAAAGAUAGUGUAUUGAAAUUAUAGAAAGUGUUGGAUUAAACAAAAUUAUAAAGAGAAUAACAUUUUGAAUAAAAAUAAAAGGAAUAUAUAGAUUUAGAGAAUUCAUUCAAUUAGGCAGUUGAAGGAUUAACAUCAACAAGAAAAGAUGGAGAAUAAAAAAUAAUAAGAUUUAUUGAAGAAAAGACAGGAUUAAUAAGAAGUGAACUAAGUACAGAAAGUAGAACAAGAAAUGAAAAUAUUGAAAGAUUGAAUUAAUGUUUAGAAACUGAUUUACCAAGAUUACAUGAAGCUAUAAAGACAGAAGUAGCAGAAAGAGAAGAAAUGGAUUCAAAUAUAUCUAGAAAGAUGAAUGAAGAAUUAAGCAAAUUAAACUAAUUAUUAGUUUAAGAGAAAGUUAAUAGAUAAGAAUCAGAAUAAGCAAUCUUUGAUAUGUUAAAAGAUGUUGUUAAUAGAAUCAAAACUGAAGUAGAUAAUGAAAAGAAAUAAAGGUUUUUAUUUAUUAUUAUAAUCAUUAUAGAGAAUCUACUGAAGAAACACUUUUAGCUUUAUUAGAAGAUACUUGCAAUAAAGUUAAUGCAGCAUAACUAGCAUGAGUU